Messenger RNA from Toxotes jaculatrix (banded archerfish), 7159 nucleotides. RefSeq names its product sperm antigen with calponin homology and coiled-coil domains 1-like a (gene specc1la). The transcript is spliced from 16 exons. NCBI's taxonomy places the organism in Eukaryota, Metazoa, Chordata, Actinopteri, Toxotidae. Gene Ontology annotation, molecular function: protein binding. Gene Ontology annotation, cellular component: filamentous actin; microtubule organizing center. Gene Ontology annotation, biological process: actin cytoskeleton organization. The record is from RefSeq and is a predicted model, not a curated record. The coding region runs from base 130 to 3480 and encodes 1116 amino acids.
GUGUGCUUGAAGAGGAAGAAGAAGAAGAGUUGGUGCAGGAUGGCAGAUUUAAAAUAACACCUGUAAGUAGGAAACACAGCUGAGAUCAAUUGAUCGAGCUGUAAAUGCAUCGGCAUCAGAGAACUCAGUAUGAAGAAGUCGGUCCGGCCAGCCGUGAGUAAGGUGAGCGGAGAUCGAGGGAAGGCUGAGGCCGCGGCUGCCGCUGGUACCGGAAAACCUGCAGCCAAGACCAGUACCACAGCACCGCUGUCUAAGGUGAAAAGCAAUGAUGAUCUUUUAGCAGCUAUGGCCGGAGGGAAUCCUGCAUCGAGUAGUGCUGUCGCUAAGACCAAGAGGACUGCCUCUGUUGGGACUAGUGCUAACAACAUAGACAGCAAGCCAAAGACAACAUCAGGUACUUCAUCCAAGCGUACGACAUCCUCGACUUCCAAGGAGCCAAAUUCAUCACGAGACCGUCUUCGGACAUCCAGGACAUCCGCUGCGAAGAAGCAGUUGGUAUCAGGGACUGUGGCUGGAGAUGUGUCCUCAGGGAAGCGCUCUCGCAGCCAGAUCCAUACAGAGUCUGAGAGCCGUAUGAGCAAGUCUAAAUCAGACGGCCAGAUCAGCGAUAAGGUGGCUCUGGAGGCUAAAGUAAAAGACCUGUUGGGUUUGGCUAAAAGCAAAGAUGUGGAGAUCCUACACCUGCGCAGUGAGCUGAGGGACAUGAGGGCCCAGCUUGGUAUGGGAGGGAAAGAAGUGCCGCUGCAGGAAGAGGCUGGGGAGGAAGAGAAGCCCCAGGUUUCAGCCAUCACAGCAGCUGAUGUGGAGUCCACUCUGAUUCUCUUACAAGAGCAGAACCAGGCCAUCAGAGAGGAGCUCAACCUACUGAAGAGUGAGAACCGCAUGCUGAAGGACCGGCUUAAUGCACUGGGCUUCUCUCUGGAGCAGAGGCUGGACGGCUCUGACAAGCUGUUCAGCUAUGCCUCCCUGAGCCCUGACCACCUGGCAGCUGGCAGUGGACAGAGUGAUGGUGGAGGCACAGGUACACUGACCUCCUCAGUGGAAGGGUCUGCCCCGGGCUCUUUGGAGGAUCUGCUCACAGGACACCAACAUGGAGGCUCAGCAGACAACCUCGACAGUGAAUCCAGUGAGGUCUACCAGGCCGUCACCUCCAGUGAUGAUGCCCUGGAUGCCCCCUCUGGAGCCUCCUCGUCAUCUGAGUCAGAGUGCGCUCCCAGCAGGGAGCGCUCACGUAGGGGCAGCAGUGGCAAUGCCAGUGAGGUGUCGGUGGCCUGUCUGACGGAGCGUAUCCACCAGAUGGAAGAGAACCAGCACAGCACGGCCGAGGAGCUCCAGGCCACACUACAGGAGCUGGCCGACCUGCAGCAAAUCACCCAGGAGCUGAACGGGGAGAACGAGCGGCUCGGCGAGGAGAAGGUGAUCCUUAUGGACUCCCUGUGCCAGCAGAGCGACAAGCUGGAGCUCUACGGUCGCCAGAUCGAGUACCUGCGCUCGCUGCUGGAUGAGCAUCAUAUCUCUUAUGUGCUAGAGGAGGACAUCAAGAGCGGCCGCUACAUGGAGCUGGAGCAGCGCUACGCAGACCUGGCAGAUAAUGCCCGCUUUGAGAGAGAGCAGCUGCUGGGGGUGCAGCAGCACCUCUCCAACACGUUAAAGAUGGCCGAACAGGACAACGCGGAGGCCCAGGAGAUGAUCGGAGCCCUGAAGGAGAGGAACCACCAGAUGGAGCGCAUCAUGGAAUCAGAGAGACAGGAUCGGACUGCCAUGGCAGCCGCACUGGAUGAGUACAAGGCAGCAGUGAGCAAUGACCAGGCCGAGCUGAGCCGCUGCAGAGCCCAGCUGGACCAGGAGAGGCAGAGGGUGGCCGAGCUGUACUCUCUUCACACUGCGGGGGACAAAAACGACAUCUGCCAGCUGCUAGAAGGUGUGCGGCUGGGGAAAGAGGAGGCCGAGGCCAAAGCUGCAAAGAUGCAGGAGGAGCUGGAACAAGCCCACAGUGAACUCAACAGGCUGCAAGAGACUUUCACUAAGCUGGACAGGGAAUACAGAGACUUCCAGGAGCAGGUGCAGCAGCAGAUGGCCGAACAGGAGCGCGCACUGGAGAAGCAGCGCGUGGAGCUGCAGGAGAAAGAGACCGAGAUCGCAGACAUGAAGGAAACCAUCUUUGAGCUGGAGGAUGAGGUGGAGCAGCACCGAGCUCUUAAACUCCACGACAACCUCAUCAUCACAGACCUGGAGAACUCUGUGAAGAAGCUGCAGGACCAGAAGCACGACAUGGAGAGAGAGAUUAAGAUUCUUCACCGCAGACUGAGGGAGGAGUCAAUGGAGUGGCGUCAGUUCCAGGCUGACCUGCAGACAGCUGUUGUCAUUGCUAAUGACAUCAAGUCGGAAGCACAGGAGGAGAUUGGAGACUUGCGGCGCCGACUGCAGGAAGCGCAGGAGAAGAACGAGAAGCUGAGCAAGGAGCUGGAUGAGGUCAAGAGCCGCAAGCAGGAGGAGGAGAGAGGCAGAGUGUAUAACUACAUGAAUGCAGUGGAGAGAGACCUGGCUGCUCUCAGACAGGGGAUGGGUCUCAGCCGGCGUUCUUCCACCUCCUCAGAGCCCUCGCCCACUGUCAAAACACUCAUCAAGAGCUUUGACAGUGCCUCACAAGGUCCACCUUCCAACGGCGCCUCUGUGGCUCCAACAGCCUCGGCUGCCCCGCUACCACGCACCCCCCUCAGCCCCAGUCCCAUGAAGACACCUCCAGCAGCAGCUGUUUCACCCAUACAGAGACACUCCAUAACUGGGCCUAUGUCAGCAGCCAAGCCGCUCUCCUCACUGAGUGACAAGAGGCCCAGCUACACAGACAUCACCAUGCCAGCUGAGCACCUUCUCAGGGCAACCUCGGCUAGCCGACCUCCAUCUGUCCUCCAGAGGGUGUCCAACAUGGACUCCACCAAGGCAAUCUCAGUGUCCCGCAGGAGCAGUGAGGAGAUAAAGAGGGACAUGUCAGCUCCAGAUGGUGCCUCCUCUUCCUCCCUGAUGGCAAUGAGUGCAGCCUCCUCUCCACUCUCCCUGUCCUCCUCCUCUCCCACCGCCUCAAUCACCCCCACAGCACGCAGCCGACUAAGAGAGGAGAGAAAGGAUCCGUUGUCAGCACUGGCCAGAGAGUAUGGAGGCUCCAAGAGAAAUGCUUUGCUAAAGUGGUGCCAGAAGAAGACUGAGGGCUACCAGAACAUUGAUAUCACAAACUUCAGCAGCAGCUGGAAUGAUGGCCUGGCUUUCUGCGCUGUGCUCCACACCUACCUGCCUGCACACAUCCCCUACCAGGAGCUCUCCAGCCAAGAGAAGAGGAGAAAUUUCACCUUAGCUUUCCAGGCUGCAGAGAGUGUCGGCAUCAAAUGCACUUUGGACAUAAAUGAGAUGGUGCACACAGAGAGGCCAGACUGGCAAAGCGUCAUGACCUAUGUCACUGCCAUCUACAAGUACUUUGAGACCUGACUUCACCGUCUCACCCGCCCCGCUCCUGCAGCACAGUCAGUGCCACGCCAGCCCUCCUGAGCUCUCUGCAACCUUUCAACGCCACAGUCAACUGUUAUACCUCACUGACCCCCCCCCCCCCACCACCCCUCCCACGCACCACAGCAACACCCAGUCACGCUGCAUGCCGGUCCUCAGUAUUUAGAAACACUAGGCAAACCACAACCUCACUGGACACAACAGCUACUCCAUCCUCCCAGUACAGAAUAGGAGGCGCUACGUGUAGAGUUAUAGUCCAAGGGCUUGCCUGAAUGUCUACUGUUACACUCGUAAGUCAUUGUGAACCAAGUGUGAACUGACCAGCGAUGAACUCCUCUAUAUCAUCUUUGCCUUCAGUUCACAUGUGAAGGAGCAGCAUGGAAACCAAGUCUCAGUGCCUUCUACCUGGCUUUUCCCCUCUAAUAUUUCCCCACACGUAACUCAGUUUCCAGUCUGUUAAAGGGGAAUUCAAGCAAAUCUGACUUUAAGUGUUCUACUUUGCAAGAGGAGAAGUUUUCAUAAACGGUCACAGUGUUUUUCCUUUUGUUUGAUUGUGAAUAUUUUGUGGAAAAUGUGUGCUCCUGCAGAACAACAAACCAAAUGUUGGAAUUUCCCCACAACCCUGAAAAUUCCCUACUGACAGUAAUUCAGACAGACGCAGCCUUUUUGCACCAAGUCUUCCAGACGUUUCAGUACGAUACAGAUGCCUCUCUUUCAAUGGAUAAAGUGCCUGUGUGAGUUUUGAUGCAGGAGAGCAGGAGAUGAACUCUUCCUGUGGGCAGAAGCAGCACAGAGGCAGUGUGGAAGAGUCUUCUCACUACAGUCUGUGAGGCUGAGGAUUAGAGGAGUUGUUGCCAAAUAUGCUUCAGAGCCUUUCGAUUGUUCAUUUGUUUUUGUUUUUUUUUUGUUUUUUUUCGGUCAUCAGGACAGACGGAUGCUGCAGACAGCUACUACGUCAGCAUCUGUGACUGUUUGAUUUUCAAGCACAGAAAUAUGCUACACUCUACAACACUGCUACACGUUCUACACGUUGCAGCCCUAACACACUAAUCGAUUCAUGAAGGUGGACUAGUAGUCAUUUGAUGUGUAUGGAUUUCUGAACACUAAUCUUACAGCUGUAUAAUGUGAGUGUUUGCAUUUUGUAAGCCUGCAUUUACCACCUUGUACUUAGACUUCAUUAGGCACAUACAGCACACAGCAUCAUUUCAUCAUAACCAAAAUAUGAGUGAGAAAAAUAUAGGUGUUUUUUUUUUUUUUUUGUUUUCAUAAAAUGUGUUUUGAAUGACAAGAUAAGUUCUGUUUAGAGCAGAGAGCCUUAAACUUUAUCAGCUUAGGGCUUUUAUUAAGAAGAAGAGUCUCUCACCCAGGGGCUGUGCUGUAGUUUUUAGAAACCAGACAGAUUCAUAGGUGACGACUUGUGAUUGUAGGUCAAUGCAGCACCUCAGUAAAGGUAUAGUUAAGUUUAUUGUGAAAUACAGUUAUUCACUUCCUUGCAGAGAGUUCGAUGAGAGGACUGAUAUAACUUAAAUGUUCUGUACAAUACAUAUGAAGCUAGAGCCAGCAGCUGGUUAGCUUAGCUUAGCCUAGAUUAGCAUAAAGACAAGAAUCAGGGAGAGUCAGCUCGGCUGGCUCUUUCCAAAACUGUCACACCUUAAAGCUCACUAAUGACCACAUUAUUACAAAAAUGGUAGCGUGAAGCUGACCAGCUGUAGUUUGACAGAUGGUUAUGUGCUGGACAUUUUCUUGGCAUGAAGUAGUGACUUCCUGGAGUCUCCACUGGUGGCGAGUGCUCCUGGCAAAGAGGAGUAAAUAACCACACAUGAAACUACAACUUGAUGUUUUAGAUUUUGUUUUUGUUUUUUUAGCUUUAGGAAGAUUUUGUCACCUUUGGACAGAGCCAGAACAGCUGUUUCCAGCCUAAGCUAAGCUAUCCCUGCUGCUAGUUGGAGAGUGGUAUCGAUCUUCUCAUCUAACUCGUGGCAAGAGAGAAAAUAAUCCUAUUUCUCAAAAUGUCAAACUCUUCCUGAAACAUCAGCACAUGUUGCAAAACCAUUUAUUUUGUACAUGAAGAACAAAAUAUGCAGAAAUGAUCAGAGAAUUCAUUGUGCCAUUGACCUACUUUGUGUGUUAAUGCUGAUGCUGUGUCAGACAGGUAGUUUUUUAAAUUCUUCGUGUGAGUAUCACUAUAGAGAAACCUUGUAGCACAGUGUCAUUUAGUUGAUUUCAGUGGGCAGCGCUGCUGUAAUGCUGCUGACUGCUGUGAGUCUGUGGUGCCACAACAUACCAAGUUCACUGUAUUUAUUUGCAUGGUUUCCAAUCAUUGUAGUGAGGUCAUUGCUUUAUUUGUGUGUGUGUCUGAAGUGUAUAUGAAUUUAUUACAGUAAGUAGCUGCACUGAGAUAAGCUUUUUAUAUUCCACACUAAAUUCCUGCCUUAACAGUUUAGCCGAAGCUUCUGCGAGUGAAACUGUGACAUUUCAGACGUCGGUUAUCUUUCCUCACCAGGCACGUGUGACAGUGUGAAAAUAGUUCCUGAAUCAAGCUCCUUACUAUUUGUUUCUCUUGAGCAACACCAAUAGUGAAUGACGGGCAUAAACUGUUUUGGGAAGUUGGUUGAAUUCCCUCAUGCGUCUGAUGAAGGUGACUACACACUGUUUUGGUUUGGAUCAGAUGAAGCUGCCAGCUGGUAUUAAUAGCAACAUCAGAAACCACGUUUUUUUGCCAAACCACACGGCCACAAUUUGUACAACCACAUUAGACAGCAAGUGAUUUAAAGUUAGCACAAGAACCUGCAACAGUGACAGUUUCUUUUUGUGUACAAGAGAGAGUACGAGUGAGUUAUUUAAUGACAUUUGAAAGCGUUGGCUCUCUGUUGAUGGAUUUUGUGAUGCCAUGAUGCUGAGGAUUAUCAGCCAACAGUUUUAUUGUGUUCUGCUCGAUUCCACCGCUGGCCCACGUGUUUUAUUGUUCCCGACAGGAACAUCUGAGAGCUACAGAAAGAUUUGAAACCUCUCGAUCAUGGAAGCGGAAUGUGUUUUGAUCACGCUUUAGUGAUCCUGGGACCUUAUGAGGUCCACUGCGUGCUGAUGUGGAGUGAUUGAUGAUCGCUGAGCCCAGCCAGCUGAGGAGAGACCAGACGGCUGGCGAAAGCUGGGAAGCACAUUCCACCUCCGCACGAUGCAGCCAUGACGGACGUGUUACAUGGUUAGGGACCUUAGAUGACGCCCUUUAAGUGCAUGGCUUUACCACAAAGGAAAUGUGAACAUGUGCAUUUAUGACUUUAUUGGGUCCACUUCAUCAUGCUACAUUUAUUUUUCUCUGUUUACUUGAAAAUGCUCUGAGAAUUCCACUGAACCUGCUUUAGUUUGUUCUUUUUGUUUCCAUGUUGCCUUGUUUUUUAACGGUUCACGUUUUUUUGUUGUUCACACUGAUCACACUACAUGCAGUGCUGAAAUGUUCCCACGGCAAAGUUAAAGCUGAAUGUGUGUGUGUGUGUGUGUAUGUGUGUGUGUGUAAAGGGAUUAAGCUACAGUAUUAAGUGCACACUAUGAUGAUAAUCAGCUGUAAAAAAAAACAAUGCUGUCUGGUAAAAAUGUGUACAGCACUUUGGUCAACUAUGCUUGUUUUAAACGUGCUAUAUAAAUAAACUUGAUUUUGGUUUUA